ACCACCACGGAUAGUGUGAGCGUACCGCAUUUGCACCUCCCCCCUCAUCGGAAAGCCACCACAGCCUGCCUUCAUUGAAACGUAUACCUAGAACUGUUAUUAGGGCUUUACUUAUUUCUUGACUGAUAAAAUCUGCCAUAUCCACAAUGAUGCGAAUCGUCUACUGUCCAACAACUUCAUCAGCUUCACUUACUCUACUCAGAGCUGCCAGGCUCGGAUUCUCAUCCUUUCUCUCUAGAACUACUACUUCAGUUGUUUCCUCCUCUCACUCCUCGCCAUCUCUGAUGAAGUACAGAUCCUUAAGUUCUUUUCCUUCUUUCCGAUCCAUUCGGCGGUGGAGUCACGGUGGUGGUGAUUGGCGGUCGCUGGUCAGUCUUAGGGCUCAGAUCAGAUCCGCCGAUCCUGUGAUCGAACGGUUCCAGCAGAAGGUCUCUACUAUGGGUAUGGUGGUUUUGCGAGAUGGUGAGAUAAACAGAGAUACUCUCCUCAGAGCUGCCAGGCUCGGAUUCUCAUCCCCUCUCUCUAGAACUACUGCUUCAGUUGUUUCUUCCUCUCACUCCUCGCCAUCUCUGAUCAAGUACAGAUCCUUAAGUUCUUUUCCUUCUUUCAGAUCCAUUCGGCGGUGGAGUCACAGUGGUGGUGAUUGGCGGUCGCCGGUCAGUCUCAGGGCUCAGAUCAGAUCCGCCGCUCCUGUGAUCGAACGGUUCCAGUGGAAGGUCGCUACUAUGGGUUAUGCCACGUCGUCAAUAGUAGCAAACAUUUUGAAGAGUGGAAUAAUUGGCGAAGCUGCGACAGAAAAGAACAUUGAUUCUGACCGAUUAGGAGUAUUUGAUCGACUUGUGAUAUCUGGGAGGACUUGCUCAGUGUCGGACAUUACAAAAUUGCGAAAGCAACAUUCGUCCUCAAAGUUUUUAAGCUUUGAGGAUUUCAAUGUGUGGUACGCAAAGGUCCCAAAGAAGAUUAGGAAAAACAUGGAAACAUUCAUUAAGGAUCCAGGAAAUGCCUUAUAUAUUGUCAACAACACAUCCGGUACCUUAUUAGAACACCCCGUGAUAUCAUUUUGUUGGGAAAAACCUAUUGCUAACUACCUCAAGGCCAACACGGAUGGCUCACACAAAACAUAUCCCGAUGGUAGUACUUUAGGUGGUGCUGGAUAUGUUAUAAGGCAUACUUCGGGGGAGGUAGUGAGUUUCGGUUUUGUCCCGUUAAGCUUUGCGUUGUCGGGUUUGGAGGCAGAGAUGUCAGCAUUUUAUUUGGUGGUGGUUGAAUGUCAAAGAAUUCGAGCAAGUCACAUAAUUUUUGAGAGCGACAGCAAGCAGAUUGUAAGAGUUCUCACUAGUUCCGAGGCGCCGAAGGAAAAACACGCUGAGUUUUACAGGCAAAUUUUUGGGGCACUAGCAACUUUUGAGGAUUACAAGGUUGUUCACCAGUAUCGAGAAGCAAAUGUUGUUGCGGAUGAGUUGGCGGAGAUUGCAACACAAGUCUACCGCGAUCCAGAAGUACCUGAUUUUGAUCAACUUCUCGAAAAGGCUUAUAAGCAUGAGUUCGAUGAUUGCAUUGACACACCUCGAUAUCGCAUCAAUCAAUGCAAGAAGAAGUUGCAAGAACUAAUUCAGCAUUGCUAACAGUUUCUAUGGUUUGUUGUUGAGUUUGUGGAAAGUUGCUGUAGAUUUUGAAAUUUUGGUUAUGAGUGACAUUGUUAUUGACGAGCUGGCUAAGAUGUGGCAAUCUCUCCUUUGAUGAUAACUUUUCUAUGUUUUCAGGCCCCUUAUGAAAUGUUGUGUAGUCACACUAAGUGUUGUUUAUUGCCUGAUGUAGAGUUUAUUCACUGAAAACUGCUAUUUGAUGAGAUAUGAAAUUUUUAGGUAU
Messenger RNA from Rhododendron vialii, 1869 nucleotides. RefSeq lists its product as uncharacterized. Lineage: Eukaryota; Viridiplantae; Streptophyta; Magnoliopsida; Ericales; Ericaceae. Gene Ontology annotation, molecular function: RNA-DNA hybrid ribonuclease activity; nucleic acid binding. The transcript has 4 exons. The record is from RefSeq and is a predicted model, not a curated record. The coding region runs from base 147 to 1625 and encodes 492 amino acids.